Molecule: messenger RNA, 295 nt
Organism: Candidula unifasciata
Lineage: Eukaryota; Metazoa; Mollusca; Gastropoda; Stylommatophora; Geomitridae
Source: the annotation of a GenBank genome assembly
CUGUGCGGCAUUCGUGUACUGUAGAGAGCACCCAGACGUCCCAUUGUUGGAAGAUUACCACGCCGGGGACAUGAUCUGCCCUCUGUGUGGUUUGGUUGUCGGUGACAGAGUCGUUGAUGUGGGCUCUGAGUGGAGAAUAUUUAGAGAUGCAGAAAGUUCUUCCAAAGACCAAUCCCGUGUUGGCAGAUCUGAGAACCCACUGCUUGAUGGGGCACUUCCAUCCACGUAUACCGUACACAGUAGGGAUUCGUUAAAGGAUGAGUAUGGCAGGAGCAUGUACAGAUCGAAACGUGGG